UAACUUGCGUUGUGUAUCAAAACAAAAACACGAUAAAUCUGGCACUUUUGUUCAAAGUCCUAGGUUUAAACAGAAACGAUCCUGCUCGUGGAAAAUCCGAGAGGAAAAUCAAGCCCACCAUUAGUAGUGUUCUGGUUCUCGCGGUGUUGAGUUGGUUCUCUCGCUUGCGGCGCGUGAGUGUUAUGUGCGUUGUGGAUUGUGUUAUCAGAAGAGCCUGUGUGGUGUGAUAAGAAAAAAAACCUGUCGGAUCGUUGUGGCUGUAUGAGAGUAGAACGAAGAACAUCAGGUGAAAAAACCAGUGUCGUUUAGUUUAAAGUGUUAUGUGAUUUUGCCAAUAUCUGCGAAAUUUAUACCAGCGAACGGAAGCCCAAUUUUCUGCGUGCAAGUUGUGAAACUAAAGCGGUUAGUGAAAAGGAAGUAAUAAUGAGUGCCAGUAUGCCAUUAUCUCGGUUGUCCACAUUAGUGAUUCAACAGUGCACCUGGAAUUCAACCGUGGUAGCAGUUCCUAAAGUUUUAACCGUGUUGAAUCAUGAUAAAAACCCACAAGGAGCAUUGGGGUUCGGCCCAGCGUCACCGAGCAAGACUGGUAGCGCGACGGUUCAAAGAAGCAGAUGUAGCAGUAGAAACACUUGUAGGAGUAAACUGAUCAGUCUCAGCAGUAUCAACAGUCAUAGGGGCCGUCCGCUCAUAUUCGUGGGAGUGAAUGGCACUCGGUGCUACACCCAGGCUGCCUCCACGCUGACGCGCGAACAGCUCCACGAUUUGGUCUACCGCCUCAACGAAGAUGAAAGGGAAUUGCUGAUGAACACGCUCAAACAGUUCGAAUCGAACAAACAGAAGGCUCAGUUUGAAGGACAGUUGGCGGCUACGGUUUGGCGAAGUAGAUUUGGGCGACCUUCGAAGUUGAAACCGGUACUCGGGGAUGUAGAUCCUACCGGUUCAUACUGUGCGGUACCGGAUGAUUGGCUGGCGAAGAAAUUUGCGGAAACGGUUCCAACUCCACCGCCGAGGGACUUGUUUCAAUUGGGACUGGUGAAUGCUCUACCUUUCAUCGGAUUCGGUUUUUUGGAUAAUUUUACCAUGAUUAUAGCGGGCGACUACAUCGAGCACACGCUUGGCCUAUUUAUGUGCAUCUCCACCAUGGCUGCAGCCGCCCUUGGAAACACAAUUAGUGACGUGAUUGGUAUUGGUUCUGCGUUCUACAUCGAGAAGCUUGCCGAGAUGAGUGGUGUUAAACCGCCCAAACUAUCACCGAUACAGCUCGAGAUGAAAUCCAGUCGGCAGGCGGCAAACAUGGGACGUGUCAUCGGCAUCACCAUCGGUUGUCUAUUGGGGAUGUGUCCACUGCUCUUCAAGAAGGACGAAGACAAGGAAACCAAACUGAACGAGGAAGAUAGCUCUAAUAGUACGAAAAAGACGGAUGAAUCAAAGGACAAAAAAUGAACCGUUAGUUUGACGAGUACUUAGCGAAAAAAGGAAGAAUAAUUUUCGAAUUUAGUCAAUUUUAAGAUAGUUGUAUUUUAGCUUGUUCGUUUAAUCUAUUUACAUUGUGUGUAAUCGAAAGCAAGUUAUAUUAACAACUACCACUUGUUGCGUUUAUGUAGGUACUUAUAUUCCAGUUACUGUUUGCAAUAUCCGAAAUGUACAAACAGUACAUGUUCGAGACUUUUCCUGCGUGAAGUAACGAUUCAGAUUUUAUUAUUGUAGGUAUUUAUUAUUUAGUUUAUGCGUCAUCGUAAAAUAUUUCACCUUUUAGAAGUUGCACAUAGUUUUCACUCAUAUACUUAAUUGGAUUGAAAGGUGCUCUAACUAGCUCUUUGCAUUUCAGUUUAUGGUUUUUUUCAUGUUAGCGACUAUAACUAGGUGUUCCUAUUGAAUUAUAAUGAAUUGUUACCAAGCGUGCCCACUAUCCAAAUUUUAUGGAUAUGACUCAUGUCAUAGUUUUACUUGCCUUCGUUACUCUAAAAUAUUCCAAAGUUUUUCUUUAUAGAGUCUAGUAGAAUUUGUACAAUGCCGACCAUUAAAUUAGAUGAACACCAACAAAUAAAUAGAAACAAGUGAUUAUGAAAUUAGUCAUACUCCCAUUGACCUAAUUAAACUAAAUACAGACAAAACAGUGUUAGGUCAUUAUUAGAAAUUCAUGGGUCCACCGAAUCAAGUAUCUGAAAAAUUUACAAUUGGCGUUAAUAAUCUCCAUUAUUGGAUACUUCGUUAAUCAUGUACAAUAUAAUACAUUAAAACUUCUGAUCGCUAAGAAAUUCGUCAUUGAUUAUUUAGAUUAGUAAAUUAAACUUUUAAGGGAUUUUUGAAAAAAAAAGUUAUUGGAUGCUCCGAUUCUGUGUUUCGUUCGAACCGAAAUAUUUCAAUAAAUCGAGAAACUUGCAUUGUGUAUUUCGAUCGAGUGAAGUUUUUGUGUAGAAAACUCGAACUAGAUCGGAACACGUAAUUUCGAUUCAAUCGAGAUGCAGAAUCAGGGUGAAUGUAGUCAUCGCACCAUAUGUAGAGCAGGAUUAGUUCAACAUCAGUAGAAUAGGUCAACAAGAGAGGUCCUUGUAAUCAUAUAAUUUGUUGUAAUGUCAUUUUCCGUCAUUUGAAUAAGAAUUCCUCAAUGAUCGUGAUUGUUAGACGACAAACGGUAGCCAAAUGCUCGUAAAUGAAUUUAGAAUACCAAAAUAUAAUCAAGCAUUUCCAAUUACUUUCUCCUCAGAGGUAACAGAGCUUUGAUUUCUUACGAGCCCCAGAAUCCACUUAUCUUGGUGAAAGACAAGCGGUCUCACGAAAUCUCCAUUCGUUAUCGUUUUUAAUGAACAUCUAUUUGUACGUGGCUACAAUACAAGAAGAACUAACAUAACCAUAGUCGAAUAUUUAAUCGCCAACCAUUUCUGUGCGUAGAAUUAACAAUGCAGAAUGAAUUCUGAUAGAAAACGUUUCUUCCAUUUUUAUAUCGUCCAGCCUUAAAACCCCUUUCAGACGCUUUCUUAUUGUUGGUAUUAAAAUGUAUAAGCAAAAGAAAUAUAAGAGACACAUUAUUCAGAGAUGAUGAAAAAUAUCUUACGAAAGCCAUUUCUAGUUAGAAUUACUAGUAUAGUUUUCUAUAUUUCUGUGAGUCCUGAAUGCUUCGAGAGUAAGUUCGCAGAACAUAGUUAUCUUAAAAACUGUUUACUUAAUUCAACUGUUAAAAAUUUAUCGUCUUCUACGGAAAAAAAAGAAUAAGUCGAGUGCAUCUAAAUGUAUCAAAGAACGCGGCAUAGUAAUGUAGAUGAUAUGUGUUAUCAGGUUAUGGACUGUAUCGACUGUUCAUAUACGACUCUUCCAUGACGAAAAUGCAUUCACCGUUCAACGGCAAAACAUCAAGUAUACACAGGACUAUCCUGAUUUAAUAUGAUUGAAAUCAAAUCAAACGCAGAAUCAUCAUCUAGUAUUAAAUCAAAACGUGUGUUCAUUUUGCAGAAUUUUAAUUCUACAACUAAGAAAACAGCAAAUUCAAGUCACACCAGUAAUAGCAAUAAAACCUAGACGAAAUGUAAAUAAACAAUAGAUCGUAUAUUUGAUGCCGAAAACAAACAACUAUAAUAAUAAACAGUAGUAAAAACACUGCACAAUACUAAGAAGAGAUUACAUGUAAUAACAACAGCAAAUGAAUAAAUAAAAAGCAAUCGUACUAUACCAAUACAAAAUUCC
Malaya genurostris is the source of this 3681-nucleotide messenger RNA. Its product is annotated as transmembrane protein 65. The transcript has 6 exons. Gene Ontology annotation, cellular component: mitochondrion. The coding region runs from base 424 to 1443 and encodes 339 amino acids. Lineage: Eukaryota; Metazoa; Arthropoda; Insecta; Diptera; Culicidae. The record is from RefSeq and is a predicted model, not a curated record.